GUCCUGCAUGGAAGGGACCCAGCGUAAAAACGGGGCAAUCUAAGUUCCCAUUUUACCCCAUUCACUUCAGGACCCUCUUAAUUAUUUAUAACAAUUUAGACGUCAUGUUAAAAAGAUAUAUCAAUAUUUACGGAGUCUCAUAUUACCUGUUAGUGCUUUGCCUUUUGGGCAAAUAAAUUAUUCAUCCGCGUACAACAAAAUGGAAGCUGUCUCUAGAUGGCUAUGGAGCUUCGUUGCAGAUGAAGUAAAGGUUAACCAGGAUAAUCCAACGGUAACUUGUGGAGAUUCCGUUCUUCUCUGUAGUAUCCAGUUAACCAAUCGUAAUUCAAAGUUUGAAGAUCACCACGAGAACAACAUAACUGUUUCAUAUAGUGAUGAGUACAAUAAAGCUGUGGGAGACUCUGACUGCAAAUUUAAAGUCACUAAAGUAAAUCAUAGGCUGCUACAUGUUACAUGCGUUGCUCGUCGCGCUGGAAAGGCAAAUGUGAACCUAGACUUAGGAAAAUGGUAUCGCUUUGAUCGUCAAACUUUAUCCGUUGAAAUACUUCCUUCGUCGCCUAAAUGUUUGCAAAAUGUUGCAUUCACCUGCUCUAAAAAGCCAUUUGACGUCAGGUACAAACCAAGUAACACGAACCCAACGAUGGUGUAUCGGAACCAAUGGUCAAUUCUUAAAGCAACAUUGGAAGAUUCCUACGGGAAUGUUGUCCGAGGUUUGUGUAAGGAAUACAGCAUCAUAGCUUUAAAUUUAUCCAGCGAGGAGGGAGAGGAAAUGGAAAUAGAAUCCAGAAAGAGAGACAUUCAGAAUGGAAUACUUACAGUAGACACGAAGAUUAAUGAGGCCGGAAAGUAUAACCUGUCAAUAGCUCUUAGUGAUAGAAAAAGCCCGGAGGAAGUGUUCCGUUUGAGAUUUAUUCCAGUGCAAGUUAACAAUGCGCCAGUGUACUUGCAAGGAUCAAAUUUCUAUUAUCCUGAAGUUUGCGUGGCUGGCAAUGAGAUUCAACUAGAAAUCGUUCUUUGUGAUAUCUUUGGUUGCCCCUUGCCUGCUAACUCGACUGCAGAUUUUAAUAUCGCGUGCCACAUUCCCAACUUCGAUGCGAAAAAAGAAACAAAGGUUUUGAAAACAACAAAGGACGAGUCAGGUAUUGUAGUUUGUUUCUCAAUGGUUCUUACUAAAGCUGGAAGCAGAGAGCUGGUGAUCUAUGACAACUGCAAUAGCUCAAAAAAGAAAGUCAUACACAUUGACAUCCACCCUGAACUGAACGAUAUACAUUGGGGGUUCACUGCCGUAAAAGAGAAUGCUUUCAGGAGAGAGAAAUUGAUCUCUGAAAUAUCCUUGUUUGAUCGAUUUGAUAAUGAAAUAUCGAGUUCACCAAAUUCAUAUUCAUCAAAUAUUCCAAAUCUUUUAAAGCAAAGCGGUCCUGAACAAUGGUUUGUAAAGAAAAAUAUUCAAGGCAACAACAAAGCUACUGUGGAGUUUUACUUCGAGAAAAAUGGAACAUAUAGCCUUUGUUUAGCAGAUCAGGACGAUAUCAUUGUAGCUAGCACUUCGUUCUCGAUCACAAUUACAGAUGCUCCAUUAGACUAUGGCAGUUCAUCAGUGAGAUGGUUACCUGAAUUUGACGAUAUAAAUGAUCAACCUAUGUUCCCCGAUGAUGAAUCAUUUCGGUGUUGUUUGGCACUAAAAGACGUUCUUGGUUAUGAUUAUGACGGAAAAAGAUUCACAGCGGGUUGCAUCAAGAUGAAAUACAAGGACACCGAGACAGAGGUAUGUUCUUUAUCAGAAAACAAUGGAUCAUACAACAUUGUUGUGCAAUUGACGAACGUCGCGAAAGACGAUCCGCGCCCAAAAUUUUGGUGCUUUGUAAACGACAAGAGAAUUGAAAAUCCUUUAGUUCUGCCAAGAGUCCAAGUAUUUGAACGGUAUGAUGAUGGGAACUGUAUUCUUGCAUGGUCAUACAAUUCUUCAAAUAUUUUUUGCCAAGGUGUUACGAAGGAAGACGUAAUCGGGGAGGAUUAUUGUCACCUAAAUAAUAUUAAAAGAUUUUGCGGGAUGGUAAACAAUCCUGAAAUUAAAACGGUUCAACUCGUUAAUACAGAUAUUGAGUUUCCACUUGACGAAAGCAGUGGCAAAAUAAAAAAAUUUCAAAACAGUCUGCUGCAUCUUCUCAGAGCUUUGUACUAUCGGAAAAAGGCGUUUGAAUUAGACAAGGCUCGAGAACAGUGGAAAAGAAGGGCUACUAAAUUUUAUGAGGCUGGUAACAGUGCCUGUUCUCGUUUUUGCAGGACACUAAAAACAAAAUACGCCAAACUAAUGCAAAGAUAUCACAAUGAAGCAUGUGAAGAGUUUUUUCAACUCUGUAAUGCUGGACGUCGCCAAAGUGAGAUUGAUCUUCAUGGAUUAUUGGUGGUCGAUGAAGACAAGCUCGAAGAAUAUAAACAACGUCUGCUCUCCAAAGCCAAAGAUGAAAAAAGCCUGGAUGACGUGGUAAGGGAAAUUGAAGAACAACGGGAUAGUGGCAAUGAAGCCAUAAGGAAAUUGCGUGAAAGACUGGAUGAAAAAUUUGAUAUGAAUGUGGCCGAGGAAGAUGCUGAGAUGUGGCUUGAGAUCAUUGUUGGGUCCGGAAAUCACUCCAAAGGACGGAAACGUAUCCGACCUAUGGUUGAAAAAUAUCUAAAAAAGCGCAAGUUGGAGUUUAAGCCAGUUAACAAAGGAGCUUUGGUGGUUACAUUUCAGAAGUAUGCUGGAAAAGAACCAUGUUUUGGGCCGUAUUAUUGCACUAAAUGUCACAAGACGUGGGAAAAUGGUAGAAGUUGGAUUGGCAAGUGGCAAGCCUGUUACAACUGCAACGAAAGGAGGAAUUCAAUCGAGAAAUGCUACCCUCUAAAGCAGCGUCCUCAUAGAAACCGGCAGACUUACAUUCCUAAAAUUGCUUCCAGAAACCAACGGCCGAUUCCGAGACACCUCCAAGAACUAUGCCAAAAGUGUACUGAACUUGGAAGACCGUGUCCGCGAGCUUGAAUUCGUUAUGACUGCUAUACGUGUCGAGGAUUUUUCCUGAUAUUUCUCCGGAACUUAGAAAACAUGAAGCAUGUAAUCUUCUUACUCAAAUUAAUGCAUUUUGCAAUUUUUGUGUUGCCGUUCGGUUUGGAGAAACUAUUUUAAAUUCGCGUAGGCUAGAUAUAAAGCGUAUUCAACAAAA
Molecule: messenger RNA, 3200 nt
Organism: Dendronephthya gigantea
Lineage: Eukaryota; Metazoa; Cnidaria; Anthozoa; Malacalcyonacea; Nephtheidae
Exons: 3
Coding region: 200-3019 (939 amino acids)
Source: RefSeq, a predicted model, not a curated record